Monomorium pharaonis (pharaoh ant) is the source of this 3622-nucleotide messenger RNA. It is a transcript of the gene for, whose product is annotated as cGMP-dependent protein kinase, isozyme 2 forms cD4/T1/T3A/T3B. Gene Ontology annotation, biological process: protein phosphorylation. Lineage: Eukaryota; Metazoa; Arthropoda; Insecta; Hymenoptera; Formicidae. The record is from RefSeq and is a predicted model, not a curated record. Bases 1 to 2292 code for a protein of 763 amino acids. Gene Ontology annotation, molecular function: cGMP-dependent protein kinase activity; ATP binding. The transcript has 10 exons.
AUGGACGAGGGCACGAAAUACCGAGUGCCCAUCGGCGACGCCUGCGUGUCUAUGCGCGUGUGCUUUGACUCGCUGUGCUUCUCGUCGUCAGAGCAGCGGCUCGCCGACGAGGAGGACGCCGCCGUCGCUGCCGCCGCCGCCGCCGCAUCGUCGACGCAGCUGCCGACGGACGUCGCCGCCAGCGGCAUCAUCGCCACGACCGCUACCACCACGCAAGUCACGCAGCAGCAAGUGCCGCACGUCGGCGGUGCCGGUGCCAGCGUGAUGAUGGCAGGCACCAUGGCAGGCACCAUGAGGGAGCUCCAGGAGCUGCUGCGCGUCAAGGACGAGCGGAUCGCCGAGCUGGAGGCCGUUGUCGGUUGCCGCGACGCCGAGAUCCAGGAGCUGCGCAGCCACCUGGACAAGUUCCUGAGCGUGUUGCCGUUCAGCGCGGCGCCGCCGCUCACGCCGACGAAGCCGCGUACGCGCGACCGUGCCCAGGGCAUAUCCGCGGAGCCGCCGCUCCAGGAGCUCGCGCCACUCGCGGUGGUCGACAAGAGCGACAGAUCUCGCGAGUUGAUCAAGACUGCCAUUCUGGACAACGACUUCAUGAAAAAUUUGGAACUUACACAGAUCCGGGAGAUUGUUGAUUGCAUGUAUCCUGUUACAUUUCCAGCUGGUUCGAUAAUUAUACAAGAAGGAGAUGUCGGCUCUACUGUCUUUGUUAUGGAGGAGGGUAAGGUCGAGGUGUCGAGAGACGGCAAAUAUCUGAGCACAUUGCAACAUGGUAAGGUGCUAGGUGAACUCGCGAUUCUUUACAAUUGCAAGAGGACAGCGACGAUCACUGCUGCGACUGAUUGCCAAUUAUGGGCCAUCGACCGACAAUGCUUUCAAACCAUUAUGAUGAGGACCGGCCUCUCGAGGCAGGCCGAAUACACGGAUUUCUUAAAGAGUGUGCCAAUCUUCAAAAACUUGCCCGAGGAAACUCUAAUAAAAAUUUCGGACGUUUUGGAAGAGACAUUUUACAACAAUGGGGAUUAUAUAAUAAGACAAGGAGCGAGGGGUGACACAUUCUUCAUUAUCAGUAGGGGACAAGUACGCGUGACAAUAAAGCAGCCCGAUACAACAGAAGAGAAAUAUAUUAGAACUUUAGGGAAGGGCGACUUUUUUGGCGAAAAAGCUUUACAGGGAGAUGAUCUCAGAACUGCUAAUAUUAUCGCUGACGAUCCAGAAGGAGUGAACUGUUUGGUAAUAGACCGUGAAACGUUUAACCAAUUAAUCUCAUCCUUAGACGAAAUCCGAACGCGAUACAGGGACGAGUUGGUGGAGCGUAGGAGAUUAAAUGAGGAAUUCCGGGACGUACGGUUACAAGACCUUCGGACUAUUGCAACUCUCGGCGUGGGUGGUUUCGGAAGAGUUGAAUUAGUUCAAAUUAACGGAGACAGCACACGAUCGUUCGCUCUCAAGCAAAUGAAGAAGGCACAGAUCGUCGAGACACGACAGCAACAGCACAUUAUGUCAGAGAAGAGGAUCAUGAGCGAAGCGGAUUGCGAUUUCGUAGUAAAGCUUUUCAAGACCUUCAAAGACAGAAAGUACCUCUAUAUGCUGAUGGAAGCCUGCUUGGGUGGCGAACUGUGGACCGUUCUCAGGGACAAGGGGUACUUCGAUGAUAGUACAACCCGCUUUUAUACCGCAUGCGUCGUGGAAGCAUUCGAUUAUCUGCACUCCAGAAAUAUUAUCUAUAGGGAUCUUAAGCCAGAAAACUUACUUUUGGAUAAUCAAGGUUAUGUUAAGCUUGUGGAUUUUGGCUUUGCUAAACGAUUGGAUAACGGAAGGAAAACGUGGACUUUCUGCGGUACACCAGAGUACGUAGCACCAGAAGUCAUUCUAAAUAAAGGUCAUGACAUUAGUGCCGAUUAUUGGUCGCUUGGCGUCCUCAUGUUUGAGUUGCUAACUGGUACGCCUCCUUUUACCGGCGCUGAUCCAAUGAAGACAUAUAACAUUAUCUUAAAAGGAAUCGACGCUAUAGAAUUUCCCAGAUCGAUUACACGUAAUGCAAUGGCACUCAUCAAAAAGCUUUGCAGGGAUAAUCCAGCGGAACGUCUUGGAUAUCAAAGAGGCGGCAUCAGUGAAAUACAAAAACACAAAUGGUUCGAUGGCUUUAACUGGGAAGGUCUAAAAACGAGAACGCUGGAACCCCCGAUAUUACCACGAGUUCAAAACGCUAUAGACACUACGAAUUUCGAUGCUUAUCCAGCUGAUUCCGAUCCACCGCCGUCCGAUGACAUUUCUGGUUGGGAUAAUGAUUUUUAACGGAAAAAAAAAGAGAGGGCUUCUAUUUAACAUUCGCGUUUUAACUAUCUAGCAGGAAAUUAUAGGGCAUAAUAAUCUCUCGGCUAUACGAGAUAUAAUUGGCGACACCUGCAUUUAUUUAUAUUUCUCUCAUACUACGUGAUAUACAGAUUUCAGUCGCAUUUUAUCAUAUUCUUACAUGUUUUGUCAUGUUUCGCAGUAUAAUUAAUCGUGAUUCGAACUAGGGAUACUACACUGUGAUAAAAAAUUUAGAAUUUUUAUGAAUUUUGGAUAUUAGCAAAAAUUUUAAAAAUUUUAGAGCUGCAAAUUUUUGUAUUUAUGUUACAUCUGGCAGGUUCUAGAAGCAUCUCCAGUGUUACAUAUCGUAAUAGGAUACGCAUGCAAGUGUCAAGUGCCAUUAUUACCUCGAAGAGGUAAACUCAUACAUGUUUAUACUUGUGCUCAGAAACGCGGUCACACGCUAUAGAAACAGUCAGCUCAAGUCCAAGGGACCUCUUGCCAUCCAUUUAACUUGUCAAAAUGUGCAUAUAUCGAUCAGAUGUUGAAUUUUUUAUGGCAAGUUCAUUGUUGUUUGAUUUACUUUAUAGAGUUUAUUGUAAUAAUUAUAUUUUAAUUAAUUAUAUAUAACAUGACUCUUGUAAAUAAUGAAUUAUAAAUAUCAUAUAAAUUUUAAAUAUGAAAUGUAUAUCAUGCAAUAUACAUAAAUAAAAGUUGUAUUAAUAACAACUGCAGGUAAGGCUGCAAGAACCAAUCAAACUUUUGUUUUCUUCAGUGACUUAUAUCACCUAGUGCCUGUUCAAACAGUAAAAAAUAAAUAAAAAGAAGAAAAAUAUAAUUAUAUUUGCAGAAAACAUUACCUUAUUAUAAAUAAUAUAGCAGAACGCUUGAAAGAUUUGUCAAAUAUAUGUAUUUUAUACAUAUGCAUAUUGACUUUCUUAUAAUAUUUAAAAAGAAUAAAUUUGGCUGGUUCUGAGCUUUAAUUAUAUCAUACAUACAUAUAUAUAUAUGUGUGUAUGUGUGUGUGUGUGUGUGUGUGUGUGUGCACGUAUGUAUGUAUAUAUAUCCGUUGAUUUUCCUUUUAUGUAUAAAUUUCUUUGUAUCCUGGAAGAGAUUGCAAAUGAAAAGUGAAAAUGCCAUUAGAAUGAUGUUCCAAUACUUUAAUAUCGUUAUAUUUUUCUUGUAUUUAGGUAUAGUAAAUUGUUAUUCUUGAAAUAUGUUAGAAAAGAAAUGGCAUAAGACAUUAAUUACAUAAAAAUUCUUUUUUUAUAUUUUUUGAAUGAUGAAAAAAGAACCAGGUUUAAAGGUAUAAUUAUUAGUGAAAGAGAAAAAA